Trametes versicolor FP-101664 SS1 is the source of this 1665-nucleotide messenger RNA. RefSeq lists its product as uncharacterized. The record is from RefSeq and is a predicted model, not a curated record. NCBI's taxonomy places the organism in Eukaryota, Fungi, Basidiomycota, Agaricomycetes, Polyporales, Polyporaceae. Bases 1 to 1665 code for a protein of 554 amino acids. The transcript is spliced from 2 exons.
AUGAACUACUCCACAGUCACUGCAGCGCACCGCUGUCUGCGCAUUGGCGAGACCCUUCAGGUCAUUAUCAACUCACUCCGGGACCCAGACGCUAAGGCGCCUCUGGCGGCUGUGGCGGCACUCGCGAGGACGUGCAAGAUGCUGCACGAAGCAGUACUACCUACGCUCUGGAGGUACCAAAACAGCUUCAAGCCACUUCUGCGGCUGCUUCCUUCUGACUCAUGGUCGGAGAUCCUCGACGAGCACGGCGACAGCAUCUUUCACAUCAUUGACCCUAGUGAGAUCGAAUGGACGCGGUUUGACCACUACGCCCUACACGUGAGGAGUAUUGGGCAUCCGGAAACAUCGAAGAUCGCGCUUGACACUUGGCGUGUGCUCUCCGAUCACCGCCCUGGGGGCCAACCACUUCUCCCCCGACUCCGCGCGCUCUCGCUGUAUGAGCCUGGAAAAAUCUACCUUCCAUUCAUACACCUCUUCCUCGCCCCGACUCUCAUCCACCUAGAGCUCGCGUCAGCAAACUUCAACCAGCCUGCCAUCAUGUGCCAAGUCUUCAAGCAUGUAGGCGAAACGUGCGAGCAAGUUGAGUUUCUCCAACUCUCGGUGGAGACGAUUGACGACGACGACGAUGACGACAACGAGGACGACGAAGAGGAUUCGACCCCGCAGAAGCUCGAUAGUAGCAUAAGCGACGCCCUUGCACAGCUCCUCCGCGGCCUGCCGAAGCUUGAGUGCUAUAGUGGUAAUUCGGUCGCCACAUCCGCUAGCUGCAUAGAGGCUUUGGCGGCGCUCCCUAAAGUCGAACUGGCGACCCUUCAUGUCUUGCCGGAGGAGAUGGAUAUGCUCGCCGUGUCCACGGCGUCCCGCCCGCGCGAUGGGCAAUGGUUCAAUGCGCUCCGCAGCAUAUCGCUUCACGUGGACCAAAUGGACAAGAGCACGGCAGCGUUCUUCGGCGCCAUACAGAGCGAAGACCUGGAUUGCCUGCUGAUAACAUCUUCCAUCCAGCCCGACUCUGCCACAACCAAACGCCACCUCGAACUCGUCGCGUGCCCCAACCUGACGACCGUAAGACUGGCGCUGGGCCAUACAUUUGCCGGCAACCCUGGCUCUCAUACACUGGACGUCGGGGAGGUGCUCCAGCCUCUCUACGCCCACCCCAAUAUCUCCUCCCUCGACAUCCAAUGUUCCUCGUUGAUCGUGAGCGCAAACGCAGUGCGGGACAUCGCGAACGCAUGGCGAGAUCUCUCCAGCCUUCAGCUCGUCAGCAUCGACCUGCCGCUCCCUGUGGUCGAUAAACCAUUACUCACCCUCGAAGGCCUCAUUCCGCUCGUGGUCAACUGCCGGUGGUUGGACCACUUGACGCUACCCGUGAGCGCGGACGAGGUGCCGGAUGAAGCUAUGCUCGCGCAGCUGCUGCCCAAAUCAUCGGCGUGGUGCAUAUUGCGUGAGUUGACCGUGGCUUACGCGCCGAUUGAGAACCCCGAUCAAGUGGCGUACUUCUUGCUGCGUUUGUUUCCGGAGCUACGCGAAGUGCAUUAUCGGGACGCGGAUGAGCAACUCCCAUACGAGAGCGAGUGGGGAAUAUUCGAGGACAAGUGGGAGGAAGUGCAGGAGCUGCUGGAGUGGCAUUGGGAGUCCGAUGCUGACGAGGCACUUCGGGUGGAAUAG